AUGACUCUGCCCCACAGCCCCGGCAGCAUGGGGGAGUCCCAGCCCCCCCAGGCUGUGCAGGUCCGCAGAGUGGAGCAUCGGCAGGAGGAGGAGCAGAAGGAGGAGAGAGAGCACAGCCUGCGCAUGGGCUCCUCUGUGCGGAGGAGGACCUUCCGCAGCAGCGAGGAAGAGCAGCAGUUCAGUGCUGCCGACCACGCCCUGGCCGCAGCCCUGGUCCUGACGGCCACCUCAGAGAUGUCAUGGGAAGCCCAGCUGAGGAGCCAGACCUCUGCCGUGGAGCUGGAGGAGCGUGGGCAGAAGCGGGUGGGCUUCGGCAAUGACUUGGAGAGGAUGGACCUGGCUUUCCUGCGGACCCAGAGGCUGCUGCGUCAGAGGCGGGACUGGAAGGCACUGAGGCAGCGGACAGAGGAGAAGGUCCGAGCCAGCAAGGAACUGAUUGAGCUGUGCUCUGGCCGCGGACCAUGGUUCUGGAUCCCGCUCCGCUCACACGCUGUCUGGGAGCACACGACGGUCCUGCUGACCUGCACAGUCCAGGGCUCCUGUCCACUCCAGGUCUCCUGGUACAAGAACGACGUGCGGAUUGAUCCUCGCCUCUUCCCAGCUGGCAAGUACCGUGUCACCAACAACUAUGGGCUGCUGACCCUGGAAAUCAGGAGAUGCACCGUUGAGGACUCGGCUACCUAUACCGUGGUGGUGAAAAAUACGUACGGCCAGGCCUCCUCCUUUGCCAAAGUGCUCGUCCGCACUUACGUGGGAAAGGAUGCUGGCUUCGACUCAGAGAUCUUUAAACGAUCCAUGUUUGGCCCCAGCGUGGAGUUCACUUCAGUGCUGAAGCCAGUCUUUGCCCUAGAGAAGGAGCCCUUCUCUCUGACCUGCUCUUUCUCAGAGGACGUGUUAGACGCCGAGCAGAGCAUCCAGUGGUUCCGAGACGGCAGGCAACUGAGGUCCUCAGCACGCCGGCAGAUCCUCUACGCAGACCGGCAGGCAUCCGUGAAGGUAUCCUGUGCCUACAAGGAGGACGAGGGGCUCUACACGGUCCGAGUCGCUUCACCGUUCGGAGCCCAGGAGCAGAGUGCCUACGUGUUUGUGAGAGAUGCUGCAGCUGAGAAGCCGGGUGCCCCAGGCUCCCCACUCAAUGUCCAGUGCCUGGAUGUGAACAGAGACUGCCUGGUUCUGACCUGGGCCCCACCCAGCGACACCCGGGGCAGUCCCAUCACCAGCUACUCCAUUGAGCUGUGCCAGGGUGACUCUGGGGAGUGGGUGCGCUGCUAUGAGGCACCUGGGGGCAUCUGUCGGUGCCCAAUCCAAGGCCUCACUGAAGGCCAGAGCUAUCGGUUCCGUGUGAGAGCCAUCAGCAGAGCAGGCAGCAGCCUCCCAUCCAAGGCUUCAGAAGCACUUGUCGUGGGUGACCAUGAGGCGGCCCGGAGGAAGACGGAGAUUCCCUUUGACCUGGGCAAGAAGAUCACCAUCAGCACUGACGACUUUGAAGAUGUCGUGACCAUCCCAUCACCCCCUACCAACGUCCAUGCCAGCGAGAUCAGAGAGACUUAUGUGGUCCUGAGCUGGGAGGAGCCGAGACCCCGGGGUAGAUCCCCACUGACAUACUCCCUGGAGAAGUCUGUCAUAGGUAGUGGUGCCUGGGAGGCCAUCAUCACAGAAAACCCCGUGAAGUCCCCAAGAUUUGCCCUUCUGGACUUGGAGAAAGGGAAGUCCUAUGUCUUCAGAGUGCGAGCCUUGAACCAGUAUGGCAUGAGCGAUCCCUCAGAGCCCAGCGAACCCAUCGCCCUGAAGGGCAAGCAAGCUACUCUCCCUCCUCCAGCUCGAGUUCAAGCUCUUCGUGACACCAAAACCUCAGUAAACCUGGCCUGGGAGCCCGUGGACGGUGGCACGGAGCUCCUGGGUUAUUACAUCUACUCCCGGGAGGUGGGGACAUCCGAGUGGCAGACGGUGAACAACAAACCCAUCCAGGACACCAAGUUCACGGUUCCUGGGCUGAGGACGGGACAGGAGUAUGAGUUUUGCAUCAGAUCAGUCAGCGAGGCUGGGGUAGGCGAGAGCUCAGCCACCACCGAGCCUAUCAGGGUCAAGCAGGCUCUGGCUACGCCCUCAGCCCCGUAUGACUUUGUACUGCUGCAUUGUGGGAAGAAUGAAAUGGUCAUUGGGUGGAGACCCCCCAAACGUCGUGGAGGUGGCAAGAUCCUGGGCUACUUCUUGGACCAGCAUGAUUCAGAGGAGCCAGACUGGAACCCAGUCAACCAGCAGCCCACCCCAAGCCGGGUCUGCAAGGUCAAAAACCUCCGUGAAGGCCACUUCUAUGAGUUCCGAGCCCGGGCAGUAAACUGGGCAGGUAUUGGCCAACUGUCUGCACCCAGCAGCCUGUUUGAAUGCAGAGAGUGGACAAUGCCCCAGCCAGGCCCCCCAUAUGACGUGCGGGUGUCUGAAGUGCGGGCCACCUCGUUAAUGCUGCAGUGGGAGCCCCCACUGUAUACGGGGGCCGGGCCAGUCACGGGCUACCGCAUCAGCUUCCAGGAGGAAGGCUCGGAGGAAUGGAAACCAGUCACACCAGAGGCCAUCUCCAGCACACACCUCAGGGUGUCUGACUUGCAGCGGGGAAAGAGGUACACGUUCAAGGUUCAGGCUGUGAACUCAGCUGGGCUGGGACAGCCGUCAAUGCCCACUGAUCCCGUGCUCCUGGAGGACAAGCCAGAUGCCCAGGAGAUCGAGGUUGGUGUGGACAAAGAGGGACGUAUCUACUUGGCUUUCGAGGCCCCUGAAGCCCCCGACUCCUCAGAGUUUCAGUGGUCCAAGGACUACGAGGGCCCGCCAGACCCCCGGAGGGUGGAUGUGGAGAAUGAAGUUAACAAGUCCAAGGUCAUCCUGAAAGAACCUGACCUUCAGGACUUGGGUACCUACUCGGUGGUGGUCACCGACGCUGAUGAGGACACCUCGGCCAGCCACACACUGACUGAGGAAGAGCUGGACAAACUGAAGAAGUUGAGCCAUGAGAUCAGAAACCCAGUGAUCAAGCUGAUCUCGGGUUGGAACGUUGACAUCCUGGAGCAAGGGGAGGUGCGGCUGUGGCUGGAAGUGGAGAAGCUGUCGCCCGCCGCAGAGCUUCACCUCAUCUUCAACGACAAGGAGAUCUUCAGCUCGCCGAACCGCAAGAUCAAUUUCGACCGCGAGAAGGGCCUGGUGGAAGUGAUCAUCCAAGAACUGUCUGAAGAUGACAAAGGGUCGUACACUGCCCAGCUCCAAGACGGAAAAGCCAAAAACCAGAUCACCCUCGCCCUGGUGGACGAUGAUUUUGAUAAGCUUCUGAGGAAGGCCGAUGCUCAGAGAAGAGACUGGAAGCGAAAGCAGGGGCCCUAUUUCCAGGAACUCUUGCAGUGGAAGAUCACAGAGGACUGCCAAGUGCUGCUGACAUGCAAGGUGACCAACACCAAGAAGGAGACCCGCUUCCAGUGGUUCUUCCAGAAGAAAGAGGCGCCCCACGGGCAGUACAACCCACAGACUGGAGAGGGGCUACUCUGCAUUGAGGAGCUAUCCAAAGAGGACCAGGGAACUUACAGAGCGGUCGUUUCUGAUGAUCGAGGGCAGGAUGACACUGUGCUGGACCUCACAGGUGAAGCUCUCGACGCUGUCUUCACUGAGUUGGGCCGGAUCAGUGCUUUCUCUGCAACCCCACUGAAAAUCCAGGGGACCGAGGAAGGGAUCCGGCUCUUCAGCAAGGUCAAGUUCUACAACGUGGACUACAUGAAAACCGCCUGGUUCCACAAAGACAAGCGCCUGGAGAGUGGUGAGCGGGUCAGGGCCGGAACCACCCUGAAAGAGAUCUGGCUCCACAUCCUGGACCCCAAGGACUCGGACAAGGGCAAAUACACCUUGGAAAUUGCUGCUGGGAAGGAACUCCGGCAGCUCUCAGUGGAUCUCUCCGGGCAAGCUUUCGACGAUGCCCUGGCUGAGCACCAGAGACUGAAGGCCUUGGCCAUCAUUGAGAAGAAUCGGGCCAAGGUGGUCAGGGGCCUACCAGAUGUGGCCACCAUCAUGGAAGAUAAGACCCUGUGCUUGACCUGUGUCAUCUCAGGAGACCCCUCCCCUGAAAUCGCUUGGCUAAAGAAUGAUCAACCCGUUACCUUCCAUGACCGCUACCACAUGGAGGUGAAGGGGACAGAAGUCACCAUCACCAUUGAGAAGGUCACCAGUGAAGAUAGUGGACGCUACGGUGUCUUUGUCAAGAACAAGUACGGCUCAGAGACGGGCCAGGUCACUAUCAGCGUGUUCAAACACGGCGAAGAGCCCAAGGACCUGAAGAUGUGACCCCCUGAGCUCCAACCUGCAUGGACCAGUGGGCCAGCCAUUGGGUCACAGCCUGGCACACACUGUGGGGAUGGGGCAAGGGAAGGGGACAGGGUGGAACUCAGAGCAUGAGGGGAGCUGGGUGGACACACCAAAGAGGACAAGCAAAGACCCCACUGGGGUCCUCAGAGACCCCCAGGGUUGUGGGUGAGCACUAACUUGGAAAUUGGAAACUCAGACACAAGACUCAUUUCAACAAGUCCUUCAUAAAUUCUGCCUUCCUCACCCAUGAGAUGACUUUCCUGGCCACUCCUAGGGAGGGCUUGAGAAAAGCCCUUAUAGACCCCCGGCAUGGUUCUCACCAGGAGGCAGAUUUGCUCUGCAAGGGCACAUUUGGCAAUGUUGAACAGUUUGGGUGCCACAUUGGGGGUUGUCUACUGGCAUCUAGAAGGUUAUUGUUACAUAUGAGCCCCAUCAGCACAUUCUCCUCUUUUAGAUUAAGAUUAUUUCAGUUCCCAUGAGGCCAACCAACAUUCACUGGAAGUGUAGCAUGCCUCAGGUGGCACUGGAAACUUAAAGAUAAACUGUGUGCGGAGCCUGCCCAGGAGGAGUCCUCAGCCACAGAGGAAAACAGACCUGGGAGCAAAUGACUCCAGGGCAAGGCAGGAGAUGAUGAAGGUCCAAGGAAAGUGUCACCAAUGGUCAGAGGAAGGAGACAGAUGACUCUUCCAAAUGAGAGAUGUAGGGCUUUAAGACACUUUCCUACAGUGGGCAGAACUGGCGUUGAGCCCAGAAAACGGAGGCCACUUUGCCUGUGGAGGUGGGAGAAGGCUACUUUGGGAACAGGCACAGGCACGAGGGGGGCGGGCAAUGGUUUGAGGUUUGAGGAUUGAGCAGAGGUUGCCUAUGGGAGCCAGACAUGGAGCUGACAACCUUCGGAGCCUCUUCUAGUAUGGGGCCUAGGUCAGGUGUGACGGAUGUUGGUUGACCUGCUUGCUGGUUUUUAGCACAAGGCUGAGUAUGGCCCUGCUCUCCAGUUUCUUUCUUUUAAAACAUAAGGUAGGGCCGGGU
Messenger RNA from Jaculus jaculus (lesser Egyptian jerboa), 5367 nucleotides. RefSeq names its product myomesin 3 (gene Myom3). Lineage: Eukaryota; Metazoa; Chordata; Mammalia; Rodentia; Dipodidae. Gene Ontology annotation, molecular function: protein binding. The transcript has 36 exons. The record is from RefSeq and is a predicted model, not a curated record. The coding region runs from base 1 to 4317 and encodes 1438 amino acids.